Messenger RNA from Oreochromis niloticus (Nile tilapia), 1738 nucleotides. RefSeq lists its product as uncharacterized. Bases 190 to 1320 code for a protein of 376 amino acids. NCBI's taxonomy places the organism in Eukaryota, Metazoa, Chordata, Actinopteri, Cichliformes, Cichlidae. The record is from RefSeq and is a predicted model, not a curated record. The transcript is spliced from 3 exons.
UGCCAUUGGAUAGAGGAAGAGUCCCUGGAAAGAAGAUCUGCAGCACUAGCUUGCAAAAGAUUGAGAGGGUCUCACACAUUUGACGUGCUUGCUGGUGCGCUUGAUGAUAUCCAUUGCCAAUACAAGAUUAGAGGCAAAGUUGUAAGAACCACAACUGAUAGUGGAUCCAACUUUGUCAAGGCCUUCCACAUGUUUGGGGCACAAAAUGAUGCAGAUGAAGCUGAAGCUGAAGAUGAAGCAGACCCAGAAACUCUUGACGUGACUGACCAUAUUGACUACCAUGAGGCAAGUGCAAUUCUUGAUGAAGACUCUGGUUUGGAGUAUCAACUCCCGCCUCAUCAGCGAUGUGCAUGUCACCUGCUAAACCUUGUGGCAACAACUGAUGCUGCCCUAGCAGAGAGCAUGAAUGACACCUACAAGAGGCUCUCCCGUGCAACCUUUGCAAAAUGCCAGGCCAUUUGGAACAAAACUGGCCGGUCUCAUUUGGCUAAUGAAGUGGUAGAGGACAAGUGUGAGCUACAGAUCAUUCGUCCCAAUGCAACACGGUGGAAUUCAGCCUACCUUGCCAUUGAAAGGAUAAUACGCAUCAUUGAUGAGAAGGGGGAAGAUGCCAUCAGGAGCAUUUGUGAGGAGUUCAAGGUGAAAAUGUUGAGUCCUGCAGAAGUUGCAUUCCUUAGGGAGUACUGUACCACCAUGAAGCCACUGGUGAAAGCUUCAAAUAUCCUUCAGUCUGAGUCCACUUCCUUUAUGGGAUGGCUCCUGCCAGUAAUCCAACAACUACUUUCCAAACUUAGCAGGCUGGAGACAUCAAGCAAGACAUGCGUGCCACUCAUCAGAGCCCUGCAAAAUGGCCUUCAAAAGCAUUUUAGACCGAUGAUGGAGGAUCCAGAGUUGGAUGCAGCUGCAGUCCUCUUACCCAAGUUCAAGACUUCCUGGACUGACAGAGCAGAUGUAAUAGGGGCUGCCUUGACAUACAUCAAACAACAUCUUGAAAUGACAGAGCAUGAGAGUGAGGAUCAGCAAAGAGAGUCAUCUGAUGAAGAUGAAUUCUUCUCCAAACCAAUCUCCAGAAGGCUGCAAAGUGCAGUUGAGCUUGAUGGUUAUCUUGCUUGUGCCACAGACACCAUGGAGCUGCUGCACUCCUUCUCAGCCAUCAAAAACCUCUCUCUUAAACUGAACACAGCUCUGCCUGCUUCUGCUGCGUGUGAACGACUUUUUAGCUGUGCUGGUCUACUCUUCACAGCCAAACGAAGUCGAAUAGCAUCUGUUAAUUUAGAAAACCAGCUCUUGCUGAAACUGAACAAAAGGUUCAGAAAGUAAAGUGUGACAGAAAUGCUAAGAGUUUAAGACACUUACCUGCCUGUUGUUUAGUGUAUGGGGAAAAGUUUAAACGGUUCUACGCAUGUUCAGAAACAUUUUUGUCAUUGUUUUAACAAACAAAAUUCCUCCUUUUAUAUCUACAUUUAUUUACAAAACAAGUUACCUUUCUAUACGUUGUUCAUCUGAGAAAUGUGCUUUGAACAUAAAUAUUUAUACUGGUGAAUCGAGUUGAAUGCCUGCUAUUGACGACAGAAUAAAACAUCAGUCUGUUAACAAGUAAUUAAUACUCUGAGUAGUUUUUGAGAAGAGUACUUUGUACUUUUACUCAAGUAUUUUUUUAACACCAGUACUUUUACUUGUAAUUGAGUACAAUUUAACCAGUGUAACAGUACUUGUACUUGAGUACAAAUUUUGAGUA